AUGAAAACGACUGGAGUCAUCAGUCGGGUUUUCUCUCUUGAUUUCAUCGACAGCGACCUCGACUUCCUGGUCACUCUUACCGACUUCGACAGCGCCUUGCAUUUCCCCUUGGCUUCCCAUUCCUAUAUGGGUUUGGAUCUUCGCUUGACCUCGCCUUCGCGCUUAUUCGGUAUCGAUAUCGACCGGGGCAGUCAGCUCAACAACGCUUCAAUCAACUCAACUGUAAUUUGUGGUGAACGUUUGUAA
Molecule: messenger RNA, 246 nt
Organism: Gongylonema pulchrum
Lineage: Eukaryota; Metazoa; Nematoda; Chromadorea; Rhabditida; Gongylonematidae
Source: the annotation of a GenBank genome assembly